GAACAAACUAGCUGGCGCCACACAGCAGUCAUCCAAAGUAAAUUAUCAGACAGUUCACGUAAUAGGUUAUAAGCUGUGUGUUAUUCUAUAUUCUAAUAAAUAAACGCGCAAAAUGGCAAUGUUUAUUACCAAUGUGACGACCAAAUUGACUUGCGCACCCAUUUUCUUAAAUUUCGUACGUCAUAAUCAAUAUAAGAAACGGAGACCUAAAUGGAAAGACUCAGAGGGUAAUUUCGAAGGAGUAAAAUAUGCAAAGAUUACAUAUUUUCCAAGACGACCAGAUCAUAUUGAUCUACCAUUCGAGCCGAGCAAAUUGUUACUAGUAAAACGAGUAAAGCCUUUUGCGGGUAAUCCUUGGUGGGAGAAACAGGUGCUCGAAAACUUGGGUUUCGAAAAUAAGAAACACGUAAAUGAUCCAGUGAUCGUAAAAAACAUACCAGAGGUAUGUGCCAUGCUCUGGAGGGUGAAGCAUCUGGUAAAGAUCAUUCCCAUAAAGUUACCCAACAAGUUGCCAACUAUGGACGAUCUAAAUGGCACAUAUUUACACGAGAAUGGCACGUUUUAUGUUGUACCGAGAGUAGAUCCUGCUCGCGAAGAAGCCAUAGAACAGUUUAUAAAUAAUCCAAAGAAGUUAAACCGCGAUAUUAUAUCAGAGAAAUUGAGGCUUAAGUGGUUAGAAGGACGUAUGUAAUAGAUAUCGAAUUUGAUCAUGAAAAUAAAUACAUGUUAAUAAGUCAUUUAUAUAAA
Messenger RNA from Monomorium pharaonis (pharaoh ant), 747 nucleotides. RefSeq names its product 39S ribosomal protein L30, mitochondrial (gene mRpL30). The coding region runs from base 113 to 691 and encodes 192 amino acids. Gene Ontology annotation, molecular function: structural constituent of ribosome. The transcript has 4 exons. Gene Ontology annotation, biological process: translation. Gene Ontology annotation, cellular component: large ribosomal subunit; mitochondrion. The record is from RefSeq and is a predicted model, not a curated record. Lineage: Eukaryota; Metazoa; Arthropoda; Insecta; Hymenoptera; Formicidae.